AUGUAUUUCAAGGUUUUGGUAUUGGCCGUCGUUGCCGCUGUUGUUUUCUGCAAGCCGCAUAAAAAUCAUGAGACACCACCGGUCGUCGUGGGGGAUACGCUCUGCGGCUUCUGUCACGACCAAAUCGAGCAGUCGAUCGAUCGAAUCCGUGCGGCCAACAUCACCGUCCUCCAGGUUCCCCUGAUUAAGCUGAAGCAGGCCGCCACCCGAAUGUGCAAGAAGAACAUGCGGCGCCGCAGCCAGGUCCCCGUCUGCACCUACAUCACUUUCCAGAUGGGCAAAUACCUGAUCGGCAAGGAUAUCAACGAUAUCGAGCCGAAAUCGGCCUGUUUGGACCUCAACCUCUGCAUGGACGAGGAAAUGCUU
Mesorhabditis spiculigera is the source of this 366-nucleotide messenger RNA. NCBI's taxonomy places the organism in Eukaryota, Metazoa, Nematoda, Chromadorea, Rhabditida, Rhabditidae. The record is from the annotation of a GenBank genome assembly.